Molecule: messenger RNA, 1176 nt
Organism: Rhizophagus irregularis DAOM 181602=DAOM 197198
Lineage: Eukaryota; Fungi; Glomeromycota; Glomeromycetes; Glomerales; Glomeraceae
Source: RefSeq, a predicted model, not a curated record
AUGAUUAGAAAAUCUAGAAGUGAUAAAAAAGAUACAACUUGUAAACGUUGUGGUAAAAUGUGUGUAAAUCCAAAUAAACUUCGUGAACAUCUUAGACGAAAAAAUCUGUGCAAACCAUUAUCAGAGAUAACUGCUUCUAUUCAAGUUCCCAUUCAAGUACCCAUUCAAGCACCCAUCCAAGAGGUUAUCCAAAAAUCUGCUAUUAAUGAUACUCCCUUCAAAAAUCCUAAAAUCGAAUGGAUUUAUCAGGAUAUAAAAAGAAAAUUAGGCAUUUUUAAAAACUUACAACAGGAAACAAGCUGUAGACCUAAGAACUUUGAUAGAAAGCGUUUUUACUUAGAGAUGAAAAAAGAGGGUAAUAGACCUUAUACAGAAAUAUUUCCAGAAAGGUUGUCAGAGGCAACAGGUGAUGAUACUAAUACCCCUGUUCAAACUCCUGAACCUGAACUACAAAUAACCGUUCAAGACUUUGCCCCUAAGCCAGAACUCAUUCACGGAAGAAAGUAUAUUACCAAAGAGGAAGCCAAAGCUUGGGUUAAUCCAAAUGCACGAAAACCCAGAGAGCGAAUUAAGACAUGGGGAGCAAAAUUGCAAAAACGUUGGAAAGAAUUAGAUCUAGGUGAUGAGCCAAUUGAGCAGUAUGAUCCAGAGGCAGUUCGCCUAUCUACAUUAAAAGAGUUAAAGAAAUAUGAAAAGAUAUUAGAGUCUGAAGGCGGUCCUGGACCUAAAACACAAUCAUUUAGGGAAGGUAAUAAUUUGAUCAAUAAAGAAUUUGAGCGCUUAGGAGAAAUUAAGGGGCCCAAAAGGUCAGAAAAGGAUUUAGAAUUUAGAGAACAAGAAGAAUUGGAAACAGCAGUUAAAAGAAGAGCUAUAGCCGUACAUCAUGUAAAAGUUCCCAAAUCCCAUCCAGAUAAUGGAAGUGAUAUACGAAAAAUGUUAGAAAGCCGAAGAAAACAGUUUAGAGAAAUACUUGAAAAGGAAUUCGAUAAACGUGAACAAUUUAAGUUCGCUCUAUGUUCUCUUACCAAAUUUUUUAUAGAUGAUAAACCUGGGAAUGAAAAACAGGAAAAAAAGAAUUCACGAACUGACUGGCUUAGAAAUAAACAAAUUAUAAUUUAUAAUAGAAAUGAAAUAGAUGAUUACUUAAGCAAUGCUUUCGAACAAAUCCUAUACUAA